AUGGACAACGAUAUCGAAUUAGCUGUAGAUUCUCGACCAGCGCCUCAAGACGGAGGAGAGCACACAGUGAGGGAUGAAGGACAAGCAGAGCCCAACGAGGACUCCUUGAAUCCCGUUGACGGAGGUUGGGCGGCCUGGAAACUUAUUCUUGCCGCAUACGUCUUUGAGGCGUUGCUCUGGGGCUUCCCACUAUCCUUUGGGGUCUUCCAAAACUACUACUCCCAAUUACCUGAAUUCGUCAAUCAGCGGUACAUCUCGGUGAUCGGAACGAUCGCUUCGGGCAUGUCGUACAUGGGCGCGCCAUUGAUCAUUCCGGUAUUGAGGCGUUAUGCGAAAUAUCGUAGGCGGAUGAUAUGGUUCGGAUGGACAUUAUGUAUCUUGGGCGUACUGUGCGGAUCUUUCGCGCGCACCGUCGGCAGCCUCAUCUUCACCCAGGGUGUCAUGUAUGGCAUUGGCUUCAUCAUCUUCUACUACCCCAUCAUCAGCAUGGUCAACGAGUACUGGAUCACGCGAAGGGGGAUGGCGUACGGCUUUCUGUGCAGCGCGUCUGGAUUCUCGGGUAUUGUCAUGCCCCUAUCCCUGGAGCUUCUUCUGAACAAAUACGGGUAUCCGACGACGUUGAGAGUCGUCGCAGUGGGCCUGGUCGUGUUGACGGGGCCGUUGAUACCCCUGUUGAAAGGACGGCUCCCUCCAUCGGCACAAAACUAUACACCGAGAACCAGUUGGGCUUUUCUCAAGACACCACUCUUCUGGAUCUACACGGCCUCAAACCUGAUGCAGGGACUCGGAUACUUCUUUCCUUCGCUUUACAUUCCGUCGUAUGCCUCUACACUUGGCUUGAGCUCGAGGCAAGGCUCUCUCCUUCUGGCCAUCAUGUGCGUCUCACAAGUGCUGGGCCAAUUUACCUUCGGAUACCUCUCAGACCGGAGACUGUCGGUCACGGUCCUAUCCUUUGCAUCGACUCUCAUCCCUGCUGCAGCAGUGUUCGCUCUGUGGGGCCUGGCGCGGAACUUCGCCAUGUUGUCUGUCUUUGGACUGAUAUACGGCUUCUUCGGAGCUGGUUACACGGCCUUGUGGGCCCGGAUGGGCAUGGGCGUCACAACGGAUGUUACUUCAGCCUUUGCGGUAUUUGGUCUGUUCAAUUUCGGAAAGGGCAUUGGGAAUGUCCUGGCCGGGCCUAUCAGUGCCAACAUGCUGUUCAAGCAUAUACAUGUCGGAAGAUAUGCGGUAGGAAAGUAUGAGGUGCUUGUGCUGUUCACAGGCUCAUGCAUGCUUGCAAGCGCGCUCAGCAUCGCCAUCGGCUAUCUGAAGAUCCGGAAAUUCUGGUUGCUCAACUGA
Messenger RNA from Fonsecaea multimorphosa CBS 102226, 1338 nucleotides. RefSeq lists its product as uncharacterized. Gene Ontology annotation, biological process: transmembrane transport. Gene Ontology annotation, molecular function: transmembrane transporter activity. Gene Ontology annotation, cellular component: fungal-type vacuole membrane. The record is from RefSeq and is a predicted model, not a curated record. Bases 1 to 1338 code for a protein of 445 amino acids. The transcript is spliced from 3 exons. NCBI's taxonomy places the organism in Eukaryota, Fungi, Ascomycota, Eurotiomycetes, Chaetothyriales, Herpotrichiellaceae.